Molecule: messenger RNA, 1556 nt
Organism: Xenia sp. Carnegie-2017
Lineage: Eukaryota; Metazoa; Cnidaria; Anthozoa; Malacalcyonacea; Xeniidae
Exons: 10
Coding region: 1-1395 (464 amino acids)
Biological process (GO): potassium ion transmembrane transport
Cellular component (GO): membrane; voltage-gated potassium channel complex
Molecular function (GO): ligand-gated monoatomic ion channel activity; delayed rectifier potassium channel activity
Source: RefSeq, a predicted model, not a curated record
AUGUGGACAGAGUUUGAACCGUACGUCUAUCGCAAAUCAAAUAAUAAAAUUGGUGGAAUUAUUCCAGAUCUUUGGGGAUCAAUUAUACAGCUGAAUCGCGCAAAUCUUAAACGUUGCGAAAUCCUAUCACGAAUUCUUAAAGAAUGUUGUAGCCAAUGUUGGAAGUUUAAUUUCACGCAAAAUGUAUCUCGCGUCGAUAUUAGCACGAGCAAUAUUUCGUAUGAUGUUGAUCUUGUGCUGCCGUACAAUGCAGACAUUGACGAUACUCAACACGAGACAACAAACUUACACUUCGUGAGUCUUCUAAAAAAGCCGUCUGUUGUUUACGUUACGAAGAGAGAGAGUAAUCGACCUAUACCAAGAAAGAUGAUUGGUGCUGUUUGGAACGCUUGGCCUGUUUUAAUCUUUGCUUUGCUUUUGUCGAUAAUUUCUGGUGUCAUCAUUUGGAUUUUGGAAUUAUGGGUCAACCCAGACGAAUUUCCACGUUCGUUCGUUCAAGGAUCCUGGGAAGGAUUUUGGUGGGCUUUUGUUUCUAUGACGACCGUAGGCUAUGGUGAUCGUGCUCCAAGAACGCUGUUAGGAAGAGGAUUUGCUGUGUUCUGGAUCAUGCUUGGUAUUUGCAUAUGUUCUAUAUUUACUGCUACCUUGACGACAUCAUUAACGGCUAUCUCAUUGGAGGAGAAAAAGACGCUUUCACGAGCAAAGGUCGGUGCUUUGCGAAACUCGUACGAAGCUCAUACAGGAGUCAAAAAACAAGCAAAAGUUAUAAGUUACAACUCGACCGAUGAACUAAUUGUUUCCUUAAGGAACGAUGUUGUUGAAGGCAUUCUGUUUGACUCGUAUUUCUCAGCAACCGACGCAGUUACUGAUAUUAUGAAAAUGGACAAGUUCAAAAUAUCAGAAACGGUAGUUGUGGAUGACAGAGCGUGGGGUAUUUUGGUGAAAAAUGAUAACCUUAGUUUUUGUCUAAGGAAAAACAUUCUUGUGUGGGCGAGUUCUGAGUUUGUUACGGACAUAAUUGCAGAUGAAGUGAAAGUUAAGUCUGAUAAACAAGACGCGACUGAUCGCUCGGAUAGCGUUUUUGACCCUACUGGUGAUAUAUUUUGGCCAUCUCUGUACGUAUGCAUUGGUUUUCUAGUGGUGAUUCUCUUUGGCGGCGUUGUAUGGGAAUUUUUUAUAAAGAAAAGAAUUUUCGAAAGCAACAAAACAAGUGCUUUCGUAGACUCAAGCCUUGAUGCAAGCAAUUUGGAUAACAUGGAACAAGAAAUAAUGAAGAAAAUUCAGUCUUUGUUUUCCGAGUGGCGAGCACAGAGACAGCUCGAAAUUGGAACUGCAAGUCCAAUGGACAAUGAAGAUGUACAAUUGAGUGUUAUGCCGUCAGGAAAGAAACAGUAAAUAUUUCAAUUUCACAUAUGUCUAUCUAAGUCAUAAAAAAACAAAAAAGUUUAUGACAUGAAACUUUAAAUUGACAGUUGACUUUCUUAAAUAAUAGAUAUAUCGUACCAGUGACGUCACUUAGAGUUAUGACAACUUUAAUUAUAAGGUUUGUUCCCUGA